UCAUCAAAUGGUUCAGAUAACGCUUGAGGGAAAAAGACACAUGUAGUGAGUACAUGCCGCUCCCAUUCCGUCUAAUAACCCGGACGCUGAUUCAACGAAAGCAGUAACAUCUGGCAACCAGACCUUGUGAGAAGGCAUCUUUUUUCCCAUGAGAGGAAUAUUAUCGAUUUAUCUCUAGGCACUGCAGUUGCCCCACGUGUUCCUAGGAACGGUAUCUUGAGACAAGAGGUCUAUUUGAACAGGUUUCAUUUUCUCUUAGGACUUUUACUAACACUCGGGCAGGAGGACGCCGCAUUUUUGGAAACCAGUCGCCAUGAAGCGAUUCAUUGUUUUAUCCCUCUUGCUGGUGCCCACCCUGUCAAAAUACAAAGGAAAGUGCGGAAAGCCUGAAAUUCCGCCUGACACCGACGAGGGAGACAGGAUCAUCGGCGGUCGCACUGCAGUAGGCGGAAGUUGGCCAUGGCAGGUCGGCAUCUACACGACCAAGUACUCACACUUCUGCGGCGGCGCGCUCAUCAGUGACCAGCACGUGUUGACAGCGGCCCAUUGCGUCUGGGAAAGGAUGGCGACUGAUAUCAAUGUUCACCUUGGCUCGCACCAACGCCUAGCCAUGGACAGCACCGAAGUGUUGGUCGGAGUGGAUGAUGUCUGCGUGACUCCCAAUUUUCGCACUACUGGAAAGAGCGCAGGCUUCGAGGACAUUGCCAUCCUAAAGCUGAGCCGCCGUGUAAACACCAGCGCAACGGUGCAGCCCGUCUGCUUGCCAGCGAGCGGCCAAGAACUGGCCAGUGGAUCGGAGCUCUACAUCACGGGCUGGGGUGCCACGAAAGCGAAAAAUAUGAAGUCGAAGUCACUGGAACUCAAGCAGCUUCUGACCACAGCCAUUCCAACCAAGGAAUGUUCGGACAGGGAUGGUGUACCAGCACCCCCAAGUCGCUUCUGCGGCACGCACCGUUCCGGUUCAUCCUGCUACGGUGACAGCGGAGGACCCGUGGUCCACAAAGCCAACGGUACCUGGACCCUGCACGGCAUCGUUACUGGCGGUCCUAUCGUCUGCGGUUCAAACGCGGACCCGCUGUUCUUCGCCAAGACAUCUUACUACGUGGACCACUUCAUCCAGCCGUACAUGGACCCGCGUACGCCUCGGAGGGAUAUUAGGAAGAUCUGCAGGCUCACCUAAGGUGUUUAUUUUUGCAAGCUGUGAUUUUGCAAUAAACAUAAUGGCGUGCUGUAA
Messenger RNA from Ixodes scapularis (black-legged tick), 1234 nucleotides. Its product is annotated as chymotrypsinogen B-like. The transcript is spliced from 6 exons. Gene Ontology annotation, biological process: proteolysis. The coding region runs from base 314 to 1180 and encodes 288 amino acids. The record is from RefSeq and is a predicted model, not a curated record. Gene Ontology annotation, molecular function: serine-type endopeptidase activity. Lineage: Eukaryota; Metazoa; Arthropoda; Arachnida; Ixodida; Ixodidae.